Messenger RNA from Gamsiella multidivaricata, 915 nucleotides. Its product is annotated as secreted lipase. The record is from RefSeq and is a predicted model, not a curated record. The transcript has 4 exons. Lineage: Eukaryota; Fungi; Mortierellomycota; Mortierellomycetes; Mortierellales; Mortierellaceae. Gene Ontology annotation, molecular function: hydrolase activity. Bases 1 to 915 code for a protein of 304 amino acids. Gene Ontology annotation, biological process: lipid catabolic process.
AUGAAGCUCUCGUUCUCUGCCCUGUUCACUGCUGCAGCCACAGCUGGUCUGUUCACGCUCUCAUCCAUGGUCAAAGCUGCGGCUAUCCCCGCUGCUGGGCAUUCUCCUGUCGCUGUCGCAACGUUGCCGACACACAGUUUCGAGAAGCGCAGCAUUGCCGGGAUCAACAACUUUAACUGCAAACUCACGCCCAAGCACCCACGUCCUCUCUUGCUCGUCCACGCGACAUUGCUGACUAUGGAUUCAUGGUGGACUUUUGCGCCCCAUCUGAUCAAGGAGGGCUACUGUGUGUUCGCGUUGACGUAUGGUCGGUACGAUAACAUCCCCUUCGUCGGAGGGAUCGCCCCGGUGGCGGACGCGGCCCAGGAGGUCGCGACGUUCGGGGAACAGGUCCUGCAAAAGAUGAAUGCCACGGAGCUGGAUUAUGUGGGCCAUUCGCAGGGAGGCAUCUUGGGAAGGUAUUGGGCCAAGUAUCUGGGUGGUGCUAAUAAAAUCAACAGACUGGUUGGUAUCUCGCCCAUUAAUCACGGCACGACCCUCAGUGGAAUCACGACCAUCGCCCAAGCCUUGAAGAUCUUUGCACCUGCUGAGCCCAUCUUUGACAGUUUCGCUCCUUCCUUCUAUGACUUGGUCGAUACCUCGCCCUUCAUCGCAAAGCUGAACGCUGGCGGCGACACAAUCCCGGGUGUGAUCCACUCCAACAUCGCGACAAAGUACGACGAGGUCGUUACCCCUUACAAGACCGCCUUCCAGAACGGAGCCACCAACACGGUUCUCCAGGACCUUUGCAUGCUCUCCAUCAACGAGCACUUGACCAUCAUCAACUCCUUCGUGGUCUUGCGCUGGGUCAUGAACCAGCUCGACCCCGUCAACGCCAAGAGCGCAAGCUGUCUGUCCUUGCUCUCCUUUGCCUAA